CUACUUGAGACAUCCUGGGAAAUCCCUGACUUCUGGAAAAACAGCUUCCAUGUCUUCCCAAGGCACAUCUGAAAUGAGCACUGCCGAAGCUCAUGCAGAGAAUGCAGAGUUAAAGUGUGCUCAAUCAAGAAGAAAGAACUUGACAGAUUCUCUUGAACAAAAGAUAAGGUGCUUGGAAAAACAGAGAAAAGAGCUCCUGGAAGUUAAUCAGCAAUGGGACCAGCACUUCCGAAGCAUGAAAGAGUUAUAUGAGAGAAAGGUCGUCGAUCUGAAAACGAAACUGGCAGCCACAGAAGUCCGCCGUACCCUGGAGAAGGAGAGGAUGCGGAGCUUGAUGGAGGGCGACAGACAGCAGACUACACAGGAGGAGAAGGAAAGGGAAAGCCUAAAUGAAGAACUACAAGAAUUAAAGAAAGAAAAUAAGCUGCUGAAAGAAAGAAAUGCUCUCACAAAUAAGAAGAAAGAACACUACGAAUGUGAAAUAAAACGUCUCAAUAAGGCUCUUCAAGAUGCCUUGAAAAUCGAGAGCUCUUCAUUUUCCGAGGACUCGAGGAGGUGCCAAGGUGCGUGCAACGCUGCGGAGAUGAGAACGGAACUGGAAGUUCUCAAACAGCAGUUGCAAAUUUAUGAAGAAGACUUUCAAAAGGAGCGAUCAGAUCGAGAAAGACUUAAUCAAGAGAAAGAAGAGCUACAGAAAAUUAAUCAGACUUCUCAGUCCCUGUUGGACAGGCUGAAUUCUCAGAUAAGAGCUUGUCAGCUGGAGAAAGAAGAACUAGGAAAACAGCUAAAACAGAUGGGUCUCCCAACUUGUACCUGUGGCCUGGUUUUCCACCUGCGGGAUCCUUGGGUACAGACAGGCCACGGACCUAUGCCACAUUCACCACAGCACUCGCCUGACUCUCAGUGGCACGCUCUCAAACAGCUUCCACUUUGUGGACAGCCCAAGGCACAUGGUUUCUCCUCAGAAAAGAAAGCCAACCAGUAGAAGUGUGCAUCAGCAGAGGAGAGCAGUGAGCAGUGAGUGCUCUUGGCUGUAGCUGUUUUGUGUCCUCACCACAGCUGGGCAUGUUCCACUCCAUA
Molecule: messenger RNA, 1080 nt
Organism: Nannospalax galili (Upper Galilee mountains blind mole rat)
Lineage: Eukaryota; Metazoa; Chordata; Mammalia; Rodentia; Spalacidae
Gene: Tnip3
Product: TNFAIP3 interacting protein 3
Exons: 12
Coding region: 50-985 (311 amino acids)
Biological process (GO): cellular response to lipopolysaccharide; regulation of transcription by RNA polymerase II
Source: RefSeq, a predicted model, not a curated record